AUGGUCGCCGCUUCCCCUUUUCUUCUUCCUAUAACGCGUCCCUGUCCUCGUAGGCUCACUCGAUUUUUUCGUCGGCACUAUCAAUCUCAAGCUAAGACAGUUAUACAGGAACUAGAUCAGAGGGGUUUCAUAGCCGCUUUGACAAGUCCCAAAUUGCAUCAGCAUGUCCAGUCUCCCACUACUAUCUACGCAGGUGUAGAUCCUUCGGCAUCUUCUUUACACGUUGGAAACCUCCUACCGCUAUUGGGUUUAUUACAUUUCCAAGCUAAAGGACAUCAAUCAAUAUGUCUUAUAGGAGGAGCCACAGGAUCGAUAGGUGAUCCCUCGGGACGAUCAACCGAACGAAAAGCCCUCUCCGCCCAGGAACUAGCAGUGAACGUCAGAGGUAUAACAAACCAAGUGCACCGAUUCUUCGCGACUGGUUCGGCAUACUUGCAGAAGCGUGGAGUAGAUAUAAAAGGGAAAGGAAAAGAAGUUCAGGAGGAUAUGGGUAUAAAACUCGUGGACAAUUACGAGUGGACUAAAGACGUUUCAUUAUUGGAUUUCUUGAGGGGUCCAGGUAAAUUAUCGAGAGUGGGCGUGAUGCUCUCGAGGGAUAGUGUAAAGAAUCGUCUGACCUCCGACUCUGGAAUUUCCUACACCGAAUUCACCUACCAAUUACUACAAGCCUAUGAUUUCUCUCAUCUAUGGAAAGAGUACGGAUGUAAGAUCCAAAUGGGUGGAUCGGACCAAUGGGGAAAUAUUGUCUCGGGGAUUGACCUAAUCAAGAGAUCUCAAUCGCAGAUACAGGUACAGCAGCAGCAGCAUAACGAAGAUUCAUUUUCGAGCGAAGCGAGUGACACAGGACUGGUGGGAGAGGAAGAGGAAGUGGAGGCGUAUGGAUUGACGAUACCGCUUUUGACUACCAGUACAGGAGAGAAAUUUGGGAAAUCCGCUGGGAACGCUGUGUGGUUGGAUGAGAGGAGGACUAGUCCGGCGGAAUUUUAUCAGUUCUUCCUUCGUACGACGGAUGAAGAUGUUGCGAAGUACUUGAAGUUGUUCACUUUCUUACCUAUCGAAGAAAUCGACAGUAUGAUGGCCGAGCAUGAGAAAUCAAAAUCAGCAAGGAAACCUCAAAAGUUGUUAGCAUCAGAAGUGACCGAGCUAGUCCAUGGUGCCGACGGUCUUUCCAAAGCCUUACUAGCUACCGAGAUCCUCUACCCCUCCACCAAACCCACCAUCUCCUCAGGCAUGUCCUCAAUAUACAAAACCCUCAAAUCGUCCGACGUCCUAGCUGCUUUCGAAGGUGAUUCUCGAUUUCAUAAAAUCCCUUUCUCCGAGAUCAAGGAUAAACCGAUAUCCAAGCUCUGUGUGAUAUAUGGAUUAUGUAAAUCCCGUGGGGAAGCUUCCAAAGCUAUAUCAUCAGGGAGUUUGACGUUUAACGAUAGGAGGAUUAAUGAUCCGAGGGAUGAAAUUAGGAGAAGCCAAUUGAUCGAUGGGAAGAUUGCGAUUGUCAAAAUAGGGAAUAAAAGACAAUUGAUCUUUUAUCUAGAAUAA
Molecule: messenger RNA, 1536 nt
Organism: Kwoniella mangroviensis CBS 8507
Lineage: Eukaryota; Fungi; Basidiomycota; Tremellomycetes; Tremellales; Cryptococcaceae
Product: tyrosine-tRNA ligase
Exons: 7
Coding region: 1-1536 (511 amino acids)
Biological process (GO): tyrosyl-tRNA aminoacylation
Cellular component (GO): mitochondrion; cytosol
Molecular function (GO): RNA binding; ATP binding; tyrosine-tRNA ligase activity
Source: RefSeq, a predicted model, not a curated record